Dibothriocephalus latus is the source of this 474-nucleotide messenger RNA. NCBI's taxonomy places the organism in Eukaryota, Metazoa, Platyhelminthes, Cestoda, Diphyllobothriidea, Diphyllobothriidae. The record is from the annotation of a GenBank genome assembly.
AUGGAAUCCGGCUUGGCUGGACCUCAUCUUAGCGUCAAACGCAACCUAGAAUCGCUCGAGAACGACAAAAAGUAUCACCGCAACAACGUCGACAAGUCUUAUACCAUGCUCAUGCGUCUUGCGUACCUGGUUCUUGCAUGUUUCCUGCCACUCACGUUCUGUGACCAAUGCAUCUGGUACGGCGUGUGCCCAACUCCAGAUUCGGAGGGCACAUACUGUGCAAAGAAUGUGUCCGCCACACCUCUAAAAGAUGGACCUGACAAGACACUGCAAGCUCUGUUAGAACUUUGUCCAGACUAUGCUUCUCCUGAUAGCAGCACAGAGUCGGCACCAGUAUGCUGCGAUGCGGAUCAAGUUAAAGCAUUUUCAGUCGGUAUCCAGAGUGCGAGCGUUCUUCUUGGAAGGUAUGUAGUGCUGAUUAUCUGCUACUGUUGCUGCUCUUUGACGGUAACUGCAUUGAAGUUAAUGCAUUGA